This is a messenger RNA of Seriola dumerili (greater amberjack), 1698 nucleotides long. RefSeq names its product sphingosine kinase 1-like. The record is from RefSeq and is a predicted model, not a curated record. The transcript has 5 exons. Bases 1 to 1698 code for a protein of 565 amino acids. NCBI's taxonomy places the organism in Eukaryota, Metazoa, Chordata, Actinopteri, Carangiformes, Carangidae. Gene Ontology annotation, cellular component: intracellular membrane-bounded organelle; cytoplasm; membrane. Gene Ontology annotation, biological process: cellular response to growth factor stimulus; sphingosine biosynthetic process; negative regulation of apoptotic process.
AUGGAGAGAGGCGCCUCUGAACCGGACCCAUCCCGCCAGCGAAACGGGGUCGUGGCCGCGCUGUACGGGGAGUUCACCGACACGUUCAACGACAGGGUCCGGUACUCGGUGAGCUUGACGGAGAGCGCCCUGACCGUCCAGAGGAUCUCCUCGUCACCCGGCCGGAGUAAGGUGGUUUUUAACUUGACCGAUUGCAUUGGCUGCCGGGCGUACCGAGGGCCGGACAGCGCGGACGUCGGAGCCUACUUCAAAGCCUAUUUCUACCCGUUCAAGAGGCGCUGGAUGAGCGCCGGAGUGGCCCGGCAGAGAGUGGAGCAGUGCUUUCGGGUCGCGCUGGUCCAGGACCCGCUCGCAAACCUCCAGGAAGCUGAGAGGUGGGCUCAUGCCAUCAGAGAUGCCUCAGUACUGCAGGCGCCCCGGAGAGACGGUGUGGCAUAUACAGAGGUGCGUCGGCCUUGCCGGGUCAUGAUACUGGUGAACCCUCACAGUGGGCGUGGCCAGGCUCUGCAGCUCUUCACUGGCCACGUGCAGGGCAUGCUCACCGAGGCAGCUGUUCCCUACACACUCGUCAUCACAGAGCACCAGAACCAUGCACGGGAGGUGGUGAGGAAGGCUGACCUGACGCAGUGGGACGCCCUGGUUAUCAUGUCCGGAGAUGGGCUGCUGUUUGAGGUGAUAAAUGGUCUGAUGGAGCGAGAGGACUGGCAAGAGGCCAUCCAGACCCCUCUGGGUAUUCUACCAGGUGGCUCAGGCAAUGCCCUGGCUGCCUCCGUCCACCACUACUCACAGUCGCCUCCAGCAUGGAAUGAAGAGCUACUAUUGAGCUGUGGCUUCAUGCUGUGCAAAGGACUGGUUGGCUCCAUGGACCUGGUGUCGAUCCAUUUGGCCUCCCGGCAGCGCCUCUUCUCCUUCCUCUCCCUGGCCUGGGGCUUUGUGGCAGAUGUUGACAUCGAGAGCGAGAAGUACCGCCAUGUCGGAGCCAUCCGCUUCCUGAUGGGCACCCUGGUGCGUCUGGCCACCCUCAGAGUCUAUCAGGGCAGGUUAGCGUAUCUGCCUGUUAAGGAGGCGCCAAAACUUCCAAAAGGCAGCAUCAAGGCUAACCACCCUCCCCCCACACCACAGCACCCCUCACUCUGCUCCUCGCUUUCCUGUCGGCUCAUCCCCAACCCCUCUCCAAGUCAGAAGUCUCAUCACAAUCACAACAGCACAAACUCCAACCACAACACCAUCACCAAAUCCUCCAACAACGCUAUCACCACCAUGAGACCCGAGACCCAGAGUGAUGGUAAGGCCGUAGCACUAGUGGACUCUCUCCUUCCUGGCCUGGACCAGCCAGUCCCAGAGAGCUGGACAGUAGUCAGGGAGGAGGACUUUGUCUUGGUGUUGGCUAUUUACCAGUCCCAUCUUGCGGAGGACCUGUGGACAGUCCCUGGUGCGAUGGCAGACGACGGACAUAUUCAUCUCUUCUACGUGACAGCGGGAAUCUCCCGGCCCGCCCUCCUGCGCCUUUUCCUCGCCAUGGAGAAGGGCGCCCACUUGGCGUGCGGCUGCCCCCACCUGGUGUACGAGAAGGUGAAGGCCCUGCGGCUGGAGCCCAUCUCUCCGCAAGGCGUGAUCACUGUGGACGGAGAGAUGGUGGAGUACGGGCCUGUUCAGGCUCAAAUCCACCCAGGACUGGCCAGACUCAUAUGUGGAUGA